GUAAACAUGGAAGACAGUUUGUUGGAGGGGAGGCAAACAAUGUCUCCAGUUGUUGUCAGCGCAUCAGAGUCAAGAAAAGUGUUUUCUUCUUCUCUUCAUAAAGGUCCAUCAGCAAGGCGGGUCGCUCAUCAAAUACCAGAUGACAUCCUCAAUGACGUACAGAUCUGUGAGGCUGUAAAGCAGCUUCCUGAAAACUACAAUUUUGAGAUCCACAAGACAAUCUGGAGGAUUCGAUUGUUGGAAUGUAAGCGAGUGGCACUGCAAUUUCCAGAGGGACUGCUAAUGUUUGCAUGCCCCAUAGCCGACAUCAUCGAAAAGUUCACGGAUGCCGAUACACUUAUAAUGGGCGAUGUGACUUACGGAGCUUGUUGUGUUGACGAUUUUUCAGCCCGGGCUCUUAAAGCUGACCUCCUUGUUCACUAUGGACACAGUUGCCUUGUUCCCAUUGACAGAACGGGAGGCAUCAAGAUGCUGUACGUGUUUGUAGACAUCCAGAUUGAUACGGCUCACUUCAUCGACACGGUCCACUUCAACUUCAGACUGGGAUCCACUCUAGCUCUUGUCAGCACCAUUCAGUUCGUUACUGCACUUCAGUCAGCCAGCAGUGUCCUUGGUACAGAUUUUAAGGUUAUUAUACCACAGUCAAAACCACUGUCACCAGGCGAGAUUCUCGGAUGUACCUCACCGAAACUACAACAUGCUGAUGCCAUUAUAUAUCUUGGAGAUGGGCGGUUUCAUUUGGAAUCCAUUAUGAUUCAUAAUCCAGACAUUCCUGCAUACAGGUAUGAUCCUUACAACAAGGAUUUCACACGAGAAUACUACGAUACUAAACGGAUGCAUGAAGUUCGACAGGCUGCCAUCAGUGUUGCAUCGCGAGCGAAAAAGAUCGGCAUUGUAUUUGGAACGCUAGGAAGGCAAGGCUCGCCAAAAAUACUGGAGCAUCUUCAACAGAGAAUUAAGGAUACAGGUCGACAGUGUGUCACGAUCCUCCUGUCAGAACUUUACCCGGACAAGCUCAAACUGUUUACAGAUGUUGAUGCAUGGGUUCAGAUCGCCUGUCCAAGACUUUCUAUAGAUUGGGGAGCUGCCUUCAACAAACCUCUGUUGUCGCCUUAUGAAUUAUCUGUUGCGCUGAAAAGCACAUCAUGGCAAGAAGUGUAUCCAAUGGACUUUUAUGCUAAUGACAGUUUGGGUCCAUGGACUGUUAACAAUGAAACUCAUAGACCUCAGCGACCUCGGAGAACUCGACCGGUCGGAAACAAAGAAGUUACAAAACAUGUCGCUGAUGUUUCAACAGAGAAAAGCUCAGGAAUUAUCUCCAAUUUAAAAGAUGGAGACAUCAGUUCAGCCAAUAAAUGUGUGUCUGGGCUGGCUGGAGAUGGUUGUUGUUUGGACUUACCAAAGACAAACAACAAGUUGGAUAACAAGUCAGAACAUGGAUGCAAGUCUGGAGAAUUGACAGGGGGAGAUCAUUCUCAGCCAGGUAACCAUGCAGCAGACUGUCAGAAAUCACAGAGAAAUGACAGAUUAGAGGAAAAAUCAAUGGGAUGCAAAUCUGGGGAAAUGGCUGGUGGAGAUAAUUUGGAUACGCUUCACAAGGAUGAUGAUGGUUUCUGUUUAGUCCGGCAGAAGAAAGGCAAGAAAAUUCCAAGUAGUACUAAACCGAGUAGUAGUUCAUACUCAAGUGUGUCAGAUGACGUGGACAUGAACAUAGAUGAACUGAUGGUCAGACUGCGGCAGUGCUGGGCUGAAAUAAAACACUGUGAAUUCUUUAAAGAUGUUUGCAAUUUGCUGAAGAAAACUAGUCCUACAUUGUCUCAGCAGGGUUGUGAGUCAGUUUGCCAUAUACAGUUUGUCAGUUACGGUAUUGGUCACUUCUCAAGCUGUAUCAUUGCUCGAUACCAACUGUGUCUUAUUCUUGCAGUCAGGGAACAGCUGGAGAUACCUGAAUCGUGCUGCUUCGUUUACGACCCAGUGUUUACAGCAGUGGAAAAACAAGCACUUGAGAAACUGAACUUCAAUAUUAUAUCACAAAAUGAGGAAGGCAAACGGCCAUGUACCAGCCCAACCCUAGUGUUCAUGCCUCACUGUGGGAAAGCCCUGUACAACAACUUGCUGUUUGAAAACUGGGAACCUACGCAACUAGUCAACCUCAUUUUGAUAGGAAACAGCUUCACAUCUAUGGUCGACAGGACACCAGAACGACUUCUGAAGAAGACUGGUAGUUACAUACUCAGAAUCCAGCCACACACAACAGAAUCACAGAUUCCAGGAAAUUUUGCCCAUGAUCAAGUCUUCAAUGAUCUGGCUGUUCAUACAUUUAACGAAGACAAAGUUAAAAACUUGUCAAAUGUAUUCUGGCAAAACCACGAAGAGCCAGUUUACGAGAAAGAUGAUUUGGAAAUAAUUGUAAAUAAAUGAAUGCAAUGUUUAUUAAUUACAAGGAUACAAGUAACAUUCUGGGGAGUAACCAGAGGAAAAAAUGAUGAGGCAAACCCAGACCUGUAAAAUAAAUAUCAGUGUCAUGGGAAAAAUAAAAUAAUUUUGGGGAAAUACCAGACGAGGCAAGCCCCUCGUCUGCCUCAUGCUGGCUACGACAUUGACAUUGGACAUAGACUGUGUACGUCUUACUGAAGCUAUAUCUGUAAUAUCUUGUAUUAUCAUAUCUCUUUAAGAAUGAUGUAAUUUAUUAUGACAUAUGGUAAUAAACAAUUCAUUCACAUCCAACUUUGAUGGUGUAAUGUCCAUCAGAUUUGAGGCUGCUAGAUACUGGGUUCAUAGCUCAGUAUUGGCUAUCAUCCCAAAUGAGUUUCAACGUGUCCGACCACUACACCGACUUUAUCUCACCAAGUUCCACUAACAAAGUUAUAAAGUUUGUUUUGUUUGACAACACCACUAGAGCACACUGAUUUAUUUAUCAUCGGUUAUUGGAUGUUAGACAUUUGGUAAUUUUGACAUGUGCAUAGUCUUAGAGUGGAAACCUGCUACAUUUUUCCCAUUAGUAGCAAGAGAUCUUUUAUAUGCAUCAUCCCAGACAGGAUAGCACAUACCAUAGCCUUUGAUAUACUAGUAUUUGAUGUACAGAGUUAAAUAAAGAUAUUUGUUGCAAUAUGGAA
Molecule: messenger RNA, 3116 nt
Organism: Gigantopelta aegis
Lineage: Eukaryota; Metazoa; Mollusca; Gastropoda; Neomphalida; Peltospiridae
Product: 2-(3-amino-3-carboxypropyl)histidine synthase subunit 1-like
Exons: 18
Coding region: 7-2421 (804 amino acids)
Biological process (GO): protein histidyl modification to diphthamide
Molecular function (GO): 2-(3-amino-3-carboxypropyl)histidine synthase activity
Source: RefSeq, a predicted model, not a curated record